AAGCUUGGCACACUUUGAGUCCCUCUGUCCCAUGUGAAAUAAUCUUUUAAAGAUGAUGUCAAGACUUAGUCAGUUGGCCCGUUUGACAGUCACUCCUUCUGCAGCCUUGAUUGACACUCAAGUGGCAAUCCAAGCGACCGGAUUGAAGGCUAACGGUCCUGUGACUAUCAGAUCUGUCUCUCAGAUGGAAACCCGUCAUAGAAAGGUGAAGUUUGAGGGCCACGGUCAUUACAUAGCUGACGAUGGAGGAGUUGUUUCUGUCCCCCAGCAGAUGUCCUUAGGCGGAACGUACAUUGGGGCUGAAUCCAUGGGACUGUUCUGGAGCAUGCAGCCUACUCCGGAUCAGAAACUCGGCACUCGUUUCUUCGUUAAAGAUGUCACGAAUUCAGUGAAGGUGAAUCUUUCCUUGCACAAUGGACAUCUGGACAACAAAGCAUUACAAACGGCUGAAUCAGAGGCUACUGCGACUGCCGAGAGGUGGUACAUGGGCAAGAACGUGGAGAGAACCAGGGUCCACAGCGGGCGCCUUAGGGGGGCCUUAUUCAAACCAAAAGGAUCGGGACCGUUUCCAGGUGUGAUCGACAUGUUCGGAAUCGGAGGUUUGGUGGAGUUCCGUGCGGCUAUGCUCGCUUCACACGGACUGGCCUGCUUCGCCCUACCGCACUCUUCAUAUGAAGAUCUACCCUUAACAAAUGAGGUCAUACAUUUGGAAUACUUCAAGGAGGCCAUUGAUUGGUUGAGUGAUCAACCCUUCGUCAAACCUGGCGGUGUCAGCAUGGUCGGUACCUCGCGUGGGGCCCAGUAUGCCUUAGCUACAGCUUCGCAUUUUCCUGAAAAGUUACGGGCGGUCGUCGUAAUUAGUGGUCUUCAUGCUCAUUCUUUAUUCCCCUGUGCACUCAACGGAGAACAUCAGCCGUUUGUUGAGUUGCUCCCCACAAAUAUUGAGCCGUCUUUGAAGUUUGAGGGCGCCAAAGUCGUAUUUGCACCCCACAAAGAGAUGUAUAAAGUAACAGGUGAACAUGCUGCAAUAUUCAAGCUGGAAAACGCCAGGCAGUGCCAGUUUCUGUUUAUAGCAGGAGAGGCGGAUGACAUGUAUGACAGCUGCUUCAGCGCAAGGGAAGCGGCAACCAGACUGUCCAGGCACGGGUGCUCCAACUAUCAAAUCCUCAGCUAUCCUGACGCCGGUCACCUGAUCGAAGUUCCUUAUGCUCCAUCGGCCUCGGUGUUCUCCCUUCCAGGCUACGGGGUUAUCGUGAACGGGGGCUCAACUGCCGGAAACGCUAAAGCCAUGGAGGACUCCUGGCGCAAGACUGUGAGGUUCCUACACAUCUACGGUGGCCGCUAAAGCAAGUACCAGUCAACGACAACGAAGGCCACAAGAUAACCUACUGAUUAGUAAGUCGAUCAGGGUAAUUGUAAACGUCACGCUUGCUUUUACUCGCACCAUCUUUACCGUGUCGCUGAAACGAUGGAAUAAAGUUCUAAAAAGUGCUUUAUGCUUUACCCGCAUUAUAAGAAAGCACUUGAUCAAGAUAAUACCCAAGAUUUUACGCUGGCCCAAAUCAGUAAGUCUGCCAUCAGAAACCUCAUUUGUUUUCAUCCACUUACUUUAACUGAUUUAAGUUUUCAUGCGAUCGUUUAGACGUAAAUUGUAUUUGCUUCGGGCUGAUAGCGUUUACAAGACUCUUCAGAGCUGGAGCGGAUUCACCAUCCCGAAUCCGUUUUCUUUUAGCAUCAAGAAUUGUAGGAAUUUUUUUCACUUCGCCAAAUUCCAGAAAAUUGAACAUACCAUUUCGACGAAAUUCCCACAAAAGAAAUAUCGGUCAAAAUAUUACCUUCUUCCACUUGACUUUUGCUCAGUGCACAUGGGCUAGCAUGCACAAAGGCAUGAAAUAUGCAUUGCUAUAACGAUAAAACUCUGUCUUGGAUUUAAUUGGAACUUUACUUACUUACUAGUUGCGAAUAUUUUACACGCAUGUCGAGUUUCCGAACACGAAACGGCCAACACGGACUGGAUUCGAAUUCAGUCCCCUAAGCACCCCAAAGAAAUGUUCCAAAGGGUUAAAUUUUGUCCACUGCAAAACUUUUAUUGCUAUUUUACUGAUUACGUGAAUAUCAUAUUACCAGAUUAACCGUAUUCUGACAUAUGUCGAUAUGGGCUUAUGUACACUUAAUUCAAGUGCUUUGAUGUAAUAGUUUAUGUUGUUGGAUAACUUGGUGACCGAAUCCUGACAUUUAAGUCAGUGCUGAUGGGACCUAUUUUCCCACUCUUAUCACGAGGUAUAUUUGUUUAUGAAUUGAUUUGAUUUGAUUAUAACCUGAAUAAGAUACACAAAUUCUAAUUGAUAAGAACAGUGUUGAAGCGGCCUCGCCGGUGGUACCCUCCCGAAAUAUGGUUGAAUGAAGAAAGAUGUAAGGGGGGCGGGUGAGUAUGGUCUAGACCGCCUCAAGUGAUUGGAGAUCCAGGCUCCGGUUCCAGAAUAACUGACAGACACUUCUUGUUAUAAUCCUCAGAUGAUCAGUUUUAUCGGGCAAUAGAUAAAACCCGACAAAAUAAAGAAAGGAAGAAAAGUAAAAACUUGUGCUCACGAAAUUAAAAAAAAAAUAAAAAAAAUAGGUGAGGGAAAAAUGUAAAAGUUAUGUGAUGUUGACCAAGAAUUCAGGAUUCGAGUCUCUUAUAGCUACCGACUGACAGCAACUUUGGGAAAAUAAAAGUCACCGGUGGGAUUCGAACCCACCGUCUGACGAUCUGAUAACCACGAGCUUAACCAUUUGGCAAUUUCAGAAAAUUGCUUCGGGUCGUUCAUAUUUACGUAGAUAACAAAACUCUUUACGCACAGAAUUUCGCUCUGUAAAGACUGAGCGAUUAAAACGCUACAAUAGUGCAUCAUGUAGCAAAAAUGCCCAAUUGGCCUACACAAAAAUCUCACUGGCAGCUCUUCCUUGAUAAAUUUAAAUUA
Molecule: messenger RNA, 2960 nt
Organism: Acanthaster planci (crown-of-thorns starfish)
Lineage: Eukaryota; Metazoa; Echinodermata; Asteroidea; Valvatida; Acanthasteridae
Product: bile acid-CoA:amino acid N-acyltransferase-like
Biological process (GO): acyl-CoA metabolic process; fatty acid metabolic process
Molecular function (GO): fatty acyl-CoA hydrolase activity
Source: RefSeq, a predicted model, not a curated record